AGAUGUUGUCGUCCAAGUUAUUUUGCUUUGCACUGGUCAGCUUGGUCUUUGGCCACAUUUACCUGGCGGCCAGCGAGGAAACCAUUGCCGUUUGUCCCCCCGACUUUGUGCAGGUGGCUGGCAAGUGCCUCUUCGUGGAUAUUUUUAAUAAGAGAUUCUAUGACGCGGAUCGUCACUGUCAAUCCCUUAACGCCGGACUUCUGAGCAUUAAAAAUAAAAGGGAGUUCGAUGCCAUCAACGAAUGGCUGUCAACUGUUACACCCCAGUCGAAGGAGUUUUGGACAUCCGGCAAUAAGCUAGGCGGAACUGAAAAUUACUACUGGCAGAGCACCGGGAUGAAGGCUAUCUACAUUCCCUGGAAUGUCGGCCAACCCAUUGCCACCGCCGGCGAUUGCCUCGCACUGGCUAACGUCACCACGACUGCCGAAGCGACCACCACGGGCGUGUACCGCCUGUCCGUGAAGCCCUGUACCAGUUGGGCACCCCUCAUCUGCCAGGCUCCUCUUCAAAUUUUCAAGACCCAGCUUUGCCUCAAUACUACUGCUUUCUUCGAGGCCAAGGUACCCGCCUAGGUCAAGUGAAGGGGCUUCUCCUUAUUAGCAAUAAUUGUUUGUUUUCCUAAAUGAUUAAUAAUUUGUAUAUAAUUUCAAAAUUAAUAAGUUCAAAUAAAAAUUUCAAAAUUUGCAAAUAUAAUAUAACUUUGGAUAACCUCUAGUC
Drosophila teissieri is the source of this 717-nucleotide messenger RNA. RefSeq names its product C-type lectin 37Da-like. Lineage: Eukaryota; Metazoa; Arthropoda; Insecta; Diptera; Drosophilidae. Bases 3 to 572 code for a protein of 189 amino acids. The transcript has a single exon. The record is from RefSeq and is a predicted model, not a curated record.